Messenger RNA from Dermacentor albipictus, 5322 nucleotides. It is a transcript of the gene Cdk5alpha, whose product is annotated as Cdk5 activator-like protein. NCBI's taxonomy places the organism in Eukaryota, Metazoa, Arthropoda, Arachnida, Ixodida, Ixodidae. Gene Ontology annotation, molecular function: protein kinase binding; cyclin-dependent protein serine/threonine kinase activator activity. Gene Ontology annotation, biological process: axon guidance. The record is from RefSeq and is a predicted model, not a curated record. Gene Ontology annotation, cellular component: protein kinase 5 complex; growth cone; cytoplasm.
CGUGCGAAUCGGCCCCGCUUCGAUCGGCCCCAGAAUGCGCGCGGGCGACAUGUUGGACGAAGGUUGCAUCCGCCGCUACCGCGCUAGCUGAGUGAACUCCGCUUCCAAAACGUCAAGUCUCGUCUCUUCGAGGGGCGAGAGAACACCUCAACGAGGCUGCAGCAGCUUCGGCCGCGGGACCACCAUGGGAACCGUGUUGAGCUUCUCUCCGAGAGACCGCAAGCCGCAGAGCUACAGUGAGUACAACCUGUACAGCUACGAGCAGCUAAACAACGCCAAGAACAGCCAGCACUCCGCCAAGAUGGGCCACCACCAGGACAGGAUGGCGGCGCCGCCGGCGUCUCAAACGCAGCCGCCCAUCGCCGGUGGAGGCCACAACCAUCACCACCAUCACCACGGUCACCACCACGGCAAUAACCACAACAACAAUAAUAACAAUAAUAACAACAACCAAAACCACCAUGGUGGCAACCACUUGAAGAAGCACACGCUGUUCAUCAACGCGCUGAGCUGGAAGCACUUCAACGUCUCAACCAAGAAGAAGGCAGAAAAGAAUAAAUCAGCGGCCGUGCAGCGCCAGCCCCUGGAACCCGUCGACCCCAACAAGAACGUUCACAAGUCACUCUCCUGCUAUAACCUUGGACUCGACAUCGUGGGCUCGGGCCGCACGCUCGUCGACAGGCCGCCAACGGGAGCCAAGCCGGCCCCGCCUCCACUGCCACCGAAGCCGGCCGUGGUGAGACCGGCUCCAGCCAAACCGGCCGGAUCUCAUCAGGCCGGUGGGAGUCCUCAGCGCAAGACAGUGAUCCAAGCCUCAACGUCUGAACUUCUCCGCUGCCUGGGCGAGUUCCUCGGGCAGCGCUGCAAGCGACUGCGCGACUUCCAGCCAGGCGACGCAGUUCUCUGGCUGCGAACCGUGGACAGGUCGCUGCUGCUGCAGGGCUGGCAGGACAUCGCCUUCAUCAACCCUGCAAACGUAGUCUUCCUGUACAUGCUGGUGCGCGAGCUCGUCGACGAGGACGUGACCAGCGAACGCGAGCUGCAGGCAGUCGUGCUGACGUGCCUGUACCUGUCGUACGCGUAUAUGGGCAACGAGAUAUCGUAUCCACUCAAGCCCUUCCUGGUCGACGAGAACCGGGACAAGUUCUGGGACCGCUGCCUUCAGAUUAUUGAAAGCCUGAGCUCCAGCAUGCUGCGCAUCAAUAGCGAGCCGGGCUUCUUCACCGAAGUAUUCACCGAGCUCAAGGCGUGUGCGCCCCAGCCGGCGACGUCGAUGGCCCCCACGGCACGCGUCUGUUGAAGACCGCCCACAGCCCCGCCAUCGACGGGGCUUCUUCACUCUAGUAUCAAGGUUUCGCCAAACAAGGCCCUCUCCGAGCGACAGAGCGAAAAGCCAGCACCCGUCCUUCUGUUUAAGCCGUCACCUCAGCACUGUGUUGACUCCGGUGUACGCUGCGUCGACGUGCUGUUGCCCUUCACUCUUCGACGCACGUUGAUCAAAAGCUCUUUGUCCUUCUUGCUGCUGCUUUUUCCGUCACCCUCCUAUCUUCAAAUUUGAACGCUAGUACGGUUUAAAAGUUAAGAGCUUGGACACCGCGAGUUUUUGCUUUCAUUUGUUUCCGGAUUGGGAGUAAAAGAAAACAUCGUGGUGAAGGCAACGUCCUGGAGGUCGCCUAAGCAAAGAAAGAGCACCUUGCUUUCCACAGUUGAUUUGACCAACCUUUCACUUGUUGCACUCAUGUUCGUUGAGGCAAAAGCCUGUUUUUUAUGUUAUGCUGUCCCCAUUGGUACAGCUUAGUUCUUCCGGGAAAAGAAGAAAGAAGAUGCUGUGCGAUACCACUUGCGCUACACCGGAGGGUACGGAACGUUGAACGGCGGUCAUUCGUGGACCCAAGAAUGGCGUCGACGGAGCAGCAUCCGCCAUAACUGCCAAAAAGAAACACGUGGAAUGGGAGGGGGAGUGUAUGAAGAGCAUCAGAAAAGGCAGCCUCGACUGGUGGCGCUUAGCUUGCGCAGUGUCUUGCAUGCGUGACACCGGACGGGAGAAAAGCCUGAACAUGACGCGAUGCUCCGUGUGUUCAAGGCCGCUGACGCGGUUGACUGUGCGACAAAGAUUACAAUGUAGGUGUGACUCGUCAACGCCUAGCGGUGGGCAACCCGGUGAAAUUUGUCCGAGCACCAGCUUUCUUCUCCGCAAAACACCAGGUACUCGCCAUCCCUCUGCUACCGUUGUUAAGACUCACUUGUUGCGGGACAAUGCUGCAAUAUUUUCUUCUUUCCCUCUCUUUCUCUUACUUUUGUCAUCUACCGCUUGUUUCAAUUAUUUUUUUUGUCUUGUGAGUUACACUGUCCGACAAGAAACCGCACCAAGUACCACACGUGAAAGCAUGAUCGUUUUGUUCUUAAGCUACUCAUGUGUACGCUAACUACGUCUCUCAGAAUGCUCACAUUCGAGGGAGCACCUAUGUAUAGAUCGAGCGACGGAGAGAUUAUCGAACGAAGGUUCGCUUUGGUCACAGCCAGAGUGGAAUUUUUAGUAUAGAGCACGUCUGUGUAUCGAUCGUCUUUGCGACUGCCUUCCGGUUGCAUCGACGCUUUCAUUUCUUCGUUACCUGUUAAUUCCGUACUUAUUCUGCCAAGACAAAAAAAGAAAUAAUAAAAAGAGAGGAAUAACCAGUACAAAUAUUGUUAGAAAAAAAACGGAACCCGAAUAUUCUUUUGAAUCUCAAGAGGCUAAGUGAUAUAGUCGGACAGUUUCGAUUUCGUUUAGUUUGCGUUUAGCUUUACUUUGCAUCGUGUAACGUUAGUGGAAUCAAAACAUAAUGCUGAAGGAGAGCAGAGUGAGACCAUGCUGCAUAAACUCAAAGAAACCUUCAAAGAAACUAUGAAAAUGCGCUGUGCCAACGUUGUAAUGACUUAGCCGAUCUCGUGUAGGAACGGCGGAAGAAGACUCAGGAUACACUUUAGAUCGUACACAACACUUCUGAAACGGACGCUUCUGCGCAUAUAUUGUGCCCAAAAUCUAUCCAGCUGAAGUAGACUGCUGGACGUGUUGCGAAGACGCUCAAAUGGCGAGAGAGUCCCCAAAAGCCAUGACAUAAUAUCUAUUUUAUGAGAUCGCUGGUUUUGGGGUUCGCGCAUAGUAACCGUUACUCUUUCAUUUCUUUCCUUCUCGUUUCUAGCCGGAGAAACUUUCGCGGCGAGCGGAACAAGACAAUAAAUAACCGCAACAAAGCAACGGCAACCAAUAGUUGUUAUCUAAGUUUCUUGUGAUACAGUACCAGAAGAAAUACGUCCACUUCGUAGCCGCAGUCUUUUGUUUCGCAGUCAGGAUGUGUUAUUUUAGUACGCAGUUACGCUGUGGCAGCGCGUAUACGGUUACGUGAAGCAGGAAAUUAUCCGAGCUGAAUAUCUUUUCUACAGUCUUUGUUUCUGUAGGUGUAAAUAGGACUGUUCAAUGAGGACGCGGCGAAGCACUUUCACUUUGUCGGCUGCUUUCUAUGGAGAGCGGAAGCGCUGCAAAAAAACUAUACGGAAAUGUUGGGGCGCCGCGGAGACCAGGCAGCCAUCUUGCGCGGAAUUCGCGAGCUUCCCUGCAGGAACUCCCGCCUCCCUCCCCCUCCCUCAAAAGAAAAAAAAAUAGGGGGCGCUCAUCGAUCGCGCCGACUUCCCCAGCGGCGCGCCCUCGGUAACGCCUGCGGAGUAUUGCGCAUGCGUAGCGCGGUGGCAGCCUGCCGCGCAUUACUCACCGAAACCGUUGUAGGUGGCGGUUCCUCCCGAAACGACGCUUUAUUCAAUUUCUGCUUUUUAGGUUGCUGUUUCUGCCACAUACGGUCACUUUAACAUGCGUUGUUCGAUGCUCGAAUUUCACUGCGGAACGAACUAGAGAGCAGCCUCAUGUUGUAGGCCUUUUUUUGCGAGCCAGCACUGAGUGCGAUGUUGCCCACGGAGUCGGGUCCGUGGAGUGAUGUCAAACGAGGGAAAAUUCGAGAAAAGAAAAGCACGGGCCCAGACCUUUUCCAAGCGCACAUCAGUAACACUAAGGCUUUAUUUCGCACAUCUGGUACAUAACGAGAUCGUGCUGAAAAAAAAAAGGGAAAAGAAAAAUGGCGUAUAUUGCAUGAACAAAGACAACAGCCAUAUAUUCGUUGUGGUCAGUGUGUUGUCAUGAAAAUUAACGUACAUACUUCGUGAACUCAUUCACGCAAACCUGAAACCCGCAGCUGACUACAAGAUAAGUCAUUGCUUCAUGUUUGUCUGCGGCGUCGAACUGCUUACGUAUAAUUUCGCUCAGUCUCCUCUACUUCCGACGGUGACGCCGUAGGUAGCCGAACGAAGAUCAAGGCUCACUGCUACUUCCGGCGAGCGUUGGUAAUCUAAGAGAUCACAUUCACAACCACUGAGCUAAAGCUAAAGUCGUCCUCAAAAAGGGUUCGUUGUUGUUGGAACCUCACGCACUCAGUGCUCGCUACGUACCUCUCAUUCGAGCACGUGAAGCGUGCUUCACCGCGCUAAGACUGUUAUUGCGGUAAAGCACGCUUUUUGUAGAACCACUUUUCUGCAUAAUUUCAGGGGGGCCGGUAAUGGAACGAUCACGCACAAGCUGUGUACCAGCCUCCACCUGUAUAUUGUUGUUCUUUCGCAUCAGAACGUUUAUGUAAAUUAUGUGCGAAAUUUCUAUUUAUUGCAGCUUCUUGUCAAACAUGAUCUGCCGCACGCUAUAUCUGUCCAUGACGUCGGCUACUUUGUUAAUGAUAGCUGAACGUUGUAUUGUUGAUAGGUUCUGAGCAUUUUGCGCGCUUCUUUUUCUAGUGACAGGCGUCAAUAGAUGGUUUCUGUGCUGCUUAAUUACGCAAGUGAGCGCCAAAAUGUGAUCUGCUGGCGUCUGUGUCCACGCAACGCGUUUCGGAAGUUAUUGAUUUCCGCAAACAAAUAACACCUACCAUUGUGAAGCAGAGAAAGAGGUGAAAGUUGUUAUUUUCGUUUAUAACGAGUCCGGUUGCCAAUUCUGGUAAUGUGCGCUCGCGAUGUUUCCGAGUUGCAUGGCAACGCUGAAGUCACAGUUCAUCUCUGCGUAUCGAGUGCUACAACUCAUUGCAUAGUCAUUACUACGAUGCAUAAGUCACCUGUUACAAUAUCCGGUAGAAGUGUUCUCGGAUAGUGGUGUUGAUGUACCGAGCCUCUCUGUUCUUUCUCUUCACCGAAGCUUCGACUGACGACAAAAGAAAAAAAGAAAAAACCACCGAGAACUACGUGCGAAGCUUGUGCUGCUCAUUUGUACAAAACCUAUACCUGCUGGGGGAGCAAGGAAAUAAAGAUUGU